Ichthyophthirius multifiliis is the source of this 1827-nucleotide messenger RNA. RefSeq lists its product as hypothetical. The transcript is spliced from 2 exons. NCBI's taxonomy places the organism in Eukaryota, Ciliophora, Oligohymenophorea, Hymenostomatida. The record is from RefSeq and is a predicted model, not a curated record.
AAUUAUAUAAAAAGACUAAUGAAAUACUUAAUUUAAUUUAAAUCAAUACCAAAUUAUAUAGACUUUUGUUUACCCGAGCUAAAAUCAUUAAUAAUCAUGUAUAAUUUAGAUUUAUGGCAAGUUUUUAAUUACGAACUAGCAAUUAAUAAAUAAAAAAAUCCGGGAUUAACAAUAGAAAAUGCAUCAUAAAUACAACACAAAAAUUUUGAGCGAUUUCCAUUUAUUUAUAUUGAUAUACCAAACGAAGAAAUAGCUUAAUAGAUAAUAAACCGUUCAGUAUUAAUAGACGUAAUAAUAUAAGUAAUAUCUGAAGGUAAAAGCUACUAAGAAAUCAUUUAAAAUGCCGAUUUAGAAAUAUUAGAAUAACACAAUGACCCUAAUUAUAAAAUUUCGUUUGAAAUAGAUCCAUAUAAUUCUCAUUUAAGUUAAGAUUAAAUGAUUUCAAUAAUAGAUUUUAUAACUGAAUCAUUUCAUAUAAAAGGAAAAAUAGAUAUUAAAAAUUCCCAAAAAAAAUUCUGGAUUAUGGAAAGGCAUGUUCAUCCGUAUAUUAAGUUUACAGAUAAUACUAUUACUUAAACAUUAUUAAAUAUAUUUUUUGGUGUAGAAAUUGCAAAAUCAAAAUCUAGUUUUCGAAUAAGCUAAAAAGACAAUUUUCUAUAUUAAUAUGAUUUGAAAAACAGAGUAUAUUUAGGACCUACCACAACAGAUAAUUUAUUAGCAUUCUUAAUGACAAAUUAAGCAAAAAUUAAACAAAAUGAUAUUAUAUUUGAUCCUUUUGUAGGUAGUGGAUCUCUUCUAGUUCCUUCUUCACAUUAUAAUGCUAUUUGUAUAGGAGAAGAUUUAGAUCCGAGAGUCUUACAUGGAUUUGGUGUCGGAAGAUUGAAUAAGAAGUCUAAUUUCUAUUAAAAAAAUAAUACUUAUUGUGAACAAAUGAGACCGAAAAUUCUAUUAAAUUUCGAAUAAUAUAAUCUUGGUUAACCCGAAAUAAUUAGAAUGGAUUGUGUCAAUAAUAAUUUUAGAUAAAAAGAAAUUUUCGAUGCUAUUAUUUGUGAUCCACCUUACGGAGUAAGGGCUAUGACUAGAACUAAAGGAAAGAAAAAAAUUAAUAAUAAUUAAGAUGUGGAAGAAGAAGAUGAAGAGUAAAAAGAUUAACCAAAUGAUGAUACUAAAGAUUAAAAGAAUUGCUAGAAUUUAUAAGAUGAUGUUAUCGAGCAAGUUUAAGAUUUAAAGAAUUAAAAUAAUUUUAUCGAUAUUAAUUCUGUUUUAGAUAACAAUAAUAAUCAUUAAAAUGAAAUUUUAAAUAACUAAUUAUAGGAAUAAGAUUAGGUUAAUAAGAAAUUGCUAUUAUUAGAAGAAGAAGAAGAGAAAAAAUAAUAAUUUAUAAGCCACGAUAAAAAGAUUAGUAAUUAAGAUUAUAUUUUUCCUAAUUAAAAUAAUAAUGUUUUGGAUUAAACAUAAAAUAUGAUUAUUUCUAAUAAUAAAUGUAUAAAUAAUUAAAAUCAAAAAUCUGAAAAAAAAUACAAAGACACUAAUAAUAAUGAUAAAAAACAUAAUUAAUAAUAAACUAUAAGAAAUAUUUAAGACAAAUGCUUUUAAGAAAAAGAAGAUAGUAUUUAAGAUACUAGUGAAGGAGCAGAUGGAUAUUAAAGUACUAUGUAAAGUUAAGAGGAUGCAAGUUAAAUUUUCGAAAAAAAAGAGAUGAAAAAUAAAGAAGGGAAAAAAAUAAUUUAUAAUAUAAAAAAGAAAUAAACGAUUACAACUUCUGUUGAUAAUAUAGUUGAGGGAUUAUUUUAAUUAGCUGAUAAAAUGCUUAUUUAAGGAGGAAUG